CUUAUUCUUCCGAGAAUCGGCUUGGCAAUAUCCCGUUAUUGAAGUCUGUGCUAAACUCAAGCGUGACCACGACUCGUUAUUGAUUUGACCAUAAUGAUAACAAUCGGCCCGCGACCUUCAAGGACGAGUUGAUGCUGUCGAGAUGUUCGGUCAGCAACCGGUACCACAUACGCGUCCAGAAAGGCCUGAAUCUGUACAGUACGGGUCUCAGGCCCGAAAGUAUCGAUCCAAGCGGCAAAGGCCCUGUGACUUAUGCCGUCAAAGGAAGACCCAAUGCAAGAUUCCCGACAAUGGUGGGGCUUGUGAACUUUGCGCCAAACUUGGUCGUGGUUGUACAUUUGUCCUGCAGCCCCUGAGGAAGGAAAGAUGGCGACCUCAAGACGGUCAGUCGAAUUCGCCACAGGAACAAUGGAGUCCUCCUGGACAUCAAUCACAUUCCGCACAACAACGAUGGCGUCUCCCGGAGACUCCAUCAAAUUCAGCGCAGCAUCGCGGCACUCAAUCUGACACGACCGCAUACAAUGGCGACCCCAUGGCCAUCGAUGUCGGCACUUUCGAGACAGCCGACUUGCAACUCGAUAUCGAUGUUGAUUCGCAGACGAUGCCGCUGGUGUCUGACCAGCUGUCGUUCUUGGGUCAGCAGUCUGGCCCACAAGCCGGCGCUAUAGAUUGGUCGUACCUCAAUUUUCCCAUCACUCCCCUGGGUAAUGACUUUGACUUUCCAACCCGAAUAUCGGCAGCUAGUGAUGGCUCACCUCAAGCGUUUCGGUCUGAACUCAUCUCGCCAGGUGCGGGUCCAGGUCUACCAAAUCAGCGACACGAGCAGCACCAGGAUUCUGUCAAUGGCACGUACUCGAUUGAUGCGAUUGGCACCCACCCUGGUGAUGAAGUUGAAGAUUCAGCAUCACUGCGAGACGACGUCUCCGAAGGACUCCCACCAGACAAACAGGAGGCGCCAAGGGACCACGAGUGGUCCGACGAAUACUCUCUUGACGAACGUCCGGGCUAUUCGUUCCAGCUCAUCGGUAUGUCGGGUGAGACUGAUCCAUUUCUUCUACGUCAUUAUCAGUAUGAUACACGAGACACGUUUCGGAUGUUUGGACUUGAUUUCCGUAAGGUUGUAGACGACAUGAACAUGCCUGGGCCUGCAGUCUCGUCCCAAACAUCACAGAUCCCCGCUGGUGACAUACCAAUCCAAUUCGUCAUGACCAAUGAGGAGAUAUGCGAAGAGGACGUCAAAAUCAUCGACAAGGACUUUUCAGGCUUUGGUACUGAAGCUGAAGACCAUGAUUUGCUGUACAAGUUGGUCCCUGUUGACUUGGGCUCAAGACUCCUGAAACUGUUUUUCAAAUUCAUUCAACCAUCGUAUCCUGUCCUCUCAUCCCAUGAUCACAAUGGCGAAUAUCGAGGGUGCAACUGUACGACCGGCUUGAGAGCAGCCGUGUACGCGUUAGCCGCGCCUUACUACUUCCUGGAUGACUAUCUAUCCGUCGACAGAGGGUAUCAGCAACCUUCCACAGAGGAACUUUGGGGCAUUGCCCAUCGUGGCCUGCAUCGAGAUUCCCGAAAGUCUCACUUAGGGCUUGUACAGCUUAGCCUUCUUCUUUUGCAUCGGCCACCGCAGAAUUAUGCCGUCGCCGAUAUCCCAUGCUCGUGGGCUCUGGCGUGCUCCGUUCUUGCUGACGCAGAGACUCUCGGACUGAAUCUGGACCCUUCAGAUUGGAAGCUGCCAUCACAUGAAAUCAGGUUACGGAAGAGGCUGUGGUGGCUUGUUCACAUUGAACAUACCUGGCGCGCACUGGUACUCGGGCGGCCUUCUCAUAUCGGCGAUUCAAACUGGGAUGUCUCUGAAUUGACUGGAGACGAUUUCGACCUGGAUGACUUUGCGGAUGCGGAAGCUCGCAGUGCCAUCAGAGCACAGUGUCCUUACUUUAUGGCUCUAUGCAGCCUGAGUACAAUUGCCAGCCAGGUGCUUGAUGCUCUUUACUCCAUCAAGUCGAUUCGUCAGGCUACAAGCCUCGAAGCUCUUCUUGUCCGUGCACAGCCAUUGAGGAUGCGGAUUCAACAAUGGCGACAAAAGCUGCCCCCAGAUGUGUUGAAGCCCACCAAAGAAUUAAUGGAGGAGGACGGUCUCGACAAUUGCGGUCCACUGCGUCUGACAUACUUGACGCUGGAAUUACUGGUCUUCCGAGCACUCCUACGUCCGCUGGCUUUCCCACCCGGAACUAGUGAGGAGGUAAUUUCAGAACCACGAUCUACCAUCUUCCAAAACAGUCAGUCAUGCGCCAAACUGGUUCUGGAAUUGGUUGCCGCUCUCAAAGCGAACCACUUUGUCAAUUUCUGGCCGUCAUAUACCCGAUAUCAGUUAUCGUACAUGACGAAUUUUGCCUUGCUUCUCUUUGUGCAGUCGCCGUCGAUGGCUGCGGCCAAAGAGAACAAGCUCCUUUUGGAUAAAUGGCGAGGCACAGUCCGGAUGCAGUCACGAGCCUGGCCUGUCCUCAGGCUGGCAGCUAUGAGACUCGAUGCCGUGGUGUGGAAGGGACUAGACCACAUUGUGAGCUGGGCUGGCAAGGACAGUCCAGCGGAAAUACUGCUAAGGAAGCCUGCCUAGCAUAUACUCCAGUUUCCGGCAUCUCUAAGGCACUUGGUUGCCUAAAAGAAAUGACUGGAGUUAGCCUCAUAGAAUUCAGGGCCUCCAACUUAUCAACGUUGAGCGCCACGAUGUUCUGCCCACACACCACAGAUAUACAAUAAGUAACCGCGUCCGGUCGAAGUUGACAAUCUUUUGGCGUCCACUGC
This is a messenger RNA of Exophiala viscosa, 2799 nucleotides long. RefSeq names its product fungal-specific transcription factor domain-containing protein. Gene Ontology annotation, cellular component: nucleus. Gene Ontology annotation, molecular function: DNA-binding transcription factor activity, RNA polymerase II-specific; DNA binding; zinc ion binding. The transcript has 5 exons. Gene Ontology annotation, biological process: DNA-templated transcription. Bases 143 to 2611 code for a protein of 822 amino acids. The record is from RefSeq and is a predicted model, not a curated record. NCBI's taxonomy places the organism in Eukaryota, Fungi, Ascomycota, Eurotiomycetes, Chaetothyriales, Herpotrichiellaceae.